Diospyros lotus (date-plum) is the source of this 2388-nucleotide messenger RNA. RefSeq names its product FT-interacting protein 1. The coding region runs from base 1 to 2388 and encodes 795 amino acids. The transcript has a single exon. Lineage: Eukaryota; Viridiplantae; Streptophyta; Magnoliopsida; Ericales; Ebenaceae. The record is from RefSeq and is a predicted model, not a curated record.
AUGAAUCCACAAGGAACAUCAAACCACCAAGAUGACUACAAAUUGAAGGACACACACCCCAAGCUGGGAGAACGCUGGCCACAUGGAGGGGUACGUGGUGGAGGAGGAUGGAUUAGCAGUGAAAGGGCUACAAGCACUUAUGAUCUUGUUGAACAGAUGUAUUAUCUAUACGUUAGAGUUGUGAAAGCCAAGGAUCUCCCCACAAACCAAGUAACUGGAAGCUGUGACCCGUAUGUAGAGGUGAAAGUCGGGAAUUAUAAAGGGAAAACUCAACACUUUGAGAAGAGAACAAACCCUGAGUGGAACCAGGUGUUCUCAUUCUCAAAAGAGAAGAUCCAGUCCUCGAUUCUAGAAGUUUUCAUCAGAGAUAGAGAGAUUGUGGGGAGGGACGAUCAUGUCGGACAGGUUGUAUUGGACUUGAAUGAAGUGCCAACCAGAGUUCCACCAGAUAGCCCUUUAGCACCUCAAUGGUAUAGACUUGAGAACCGACGUGGUGAGAACAAGGUCAAAGGAGAAAUUAUGCUUGCGGUAUGGAUGGGUACACAAGCUGAUGAAGCUUUUCCAGAGGCAUGGCAUUCAGAUGCUGCAUCAGUUCAGGGAGAAGGUGUUUACAGUGUCAGAUCAAAGGUUUAUGUUUCUCCUAAACUGUGGUACCUCAGAGUCAAUGUGAUUGAAGCCCAAGAUGUGGAGUCACAAGACAAAAGCCAGCUCCCACAGGUUUUUGUAAAGGCUCAAGUUGGAAACCAGAUACUGAAGACAAAGUUAUGCCCAACACGAACAACUAAUCCAUUCUGGAAUGAAGACCUUAUCUUUGUUGCAGCUGAGCCUUUUGAAGAGAAGCUUGUGCUUACAGUUGAAAAUAAAGUAAGCCCUUCCAAAGAUGAAGUUGUGGGAACGGUUAGCUUGGUGUUGACUGAAUUUGAAAGGCGAUUGGAUCACCGGCCAAUUCAUACUCGCUGGUUCAACCUUCAAAAGUUUGGCUUUGGUGUGCUUGAAGGAGAUAGGAGGAAUGAGCUUAAGUUUUCAACCAGGGUACAUCUCAGAGUCUGUCUUGAAGGUGCUUACCAUGUUCUAGAUGAAUCAACUAUGUACGUAAGUGACACACGGCCCACUGCUCGACAGCUAUGGAAACACCCUAUCGGAAUUCUUGAAGUGGGUAUCUUAAGCGCACAAGGGAUUCUACCAAUGAAGACAAAGGAUGGCCGAGGAACCACAGAUGCUUAUUGUGUGGCUAAGUAUGGACAAAAAUGGAUAAGAACCAGAACAAUUCUUGAAAACUUCAAUCCAAAAUGGAAUGAGCAAUAUACUUGGGAGGUUUAUGACCCUUGUACAGUGAUCACAUUGGGAGUUUUUGAUAAUUGCCACUUAGGAAAUGAGAAACCAGCUGCUGCAGGUGGAGCUGUAAAGGACUCCAGAAUAGGAAAGGUUAGAAUCCGGCUAUCAACCUUGGAAACUGAUCGUAUCUACACCCACUCUUAUCCACUCCUUGUCCUACAACCAUCGGGACUUAAAAAGAUGGGAGAACUUCAACUAGCCUUCAGGUUCACUUGCUUGUCUUUAGCAAGUAUAAUAUACCUCUAUGGGCAACCCUUACUGCCAAAAAUGCACUAUCUACAUCCCUUUACUGUAAACCAAUUAGAUAGUUUGAGAUAUCAGGCCAUGAACAUUGUGGCAGUGAGGCUGGGUCGAGCUGAGCCCCCACUGAGGAAGGAAGUUGUUGAAUACAUGCUAGAUGUGGAUUCCCACAUGUGGAGCAUGAGAAGGAGCAAAGCAAACUUCUUUCGAAUUGUUUCACUAUUUUCAGGCAUGAUCUCUAUGAGCAAAUGGCUUGGUGAAGUUUGUCACUGGAAGAACCCAAUCACUUCAGUUCUAGUUCAUGUCCUAUAUUUCAUAUUGAUCUGCUACCCAGAAUUGAUACUUCCAACUAUCUUCCUUUACAUGUUUCUAAUUGGGAUAUGGAAUUUCCGGUUCCGGCCAAGGCAUCCCCCCCACAUGGAUACUAAACUUUCUUGGGCAGAAGCAGUGCAUCCAGAUGAACUGGAUGAAGAGUUCGACACAUUCCCAACAUCCAAACCUCAAGAUAUAGCCCGGAUGAGGUAUGAUCGACUAAGAAGUGUUGCAGGUAGAAUUCAAACUGUGGUGGGAGAUAUGGCAACGCAGGGAGAGAGGUUCCAGGCUCUGCUCAGCUGGAGAGAUCCAAGAGCAACCAGUCUCUUCAUAGUUUUCUGUCUUUGUGCAGCAGUGACACUUUAUGUGACACCCUUCAAAAUAGUUGCUUUGGUUGCUGGCUUAUAUUUACUACGCCAUCCAAGAUUUCGAAGCAAAAUGCCUUCAGUCCCCAGCAAUUUCUUCAGGAGAUUGCCUGCAAGAGCUGAUAGCAUGCUCUGA